This is a messenger RNA of Ochlerotatus camptorhynchus, 2591 nucleotides long. RefSeq names its product AFG3 like matrix AAA peptidase subunit 2 (gene Afg3l2). Gene Ontology annotation, biological process: mitochondrial protein processing. Gene Ontology annotation, cellular component: membrane; m-AAA complex. Lineage: Eukaryota; Metazoa; Arthropoda; Insecta; Diptera; Culicidae. The record is from RefSeq and is a predicted model, not a curated record. Bases 156 to 2585 code for a protein of 809 amino acids. The transcript has 6 exons. Gene Ontology annotation, molecular function: ATP-dependent peptidase activity; zinc ion binding; ATP hydrolysis activity.
GCCAGCAAAAAAGUAUUCCAUUCAUUGAAGCGACGAAAAGCAGCCGAAAAGAUUGUGUAAUAAAUCCGGAACAUGGUUCUUGUGCAUUUUAUUACGAAAGUAUAAACGAAUGAACCGGAUCUGCUAGUUGGAAGAGUGUUGAAAAUAGUGCAGAAAUGGCAUACCGCUUGCUAACAACGGCCCGAAAGCUAGAAUCUACUCUAGCUGGCUUCAGUCGACAACAUCGCACCGUCAACUCGACCGACUGCGACCAGUUAAUUCGUAGCUUAAGCUACCUGCAAUCAAGUAAAAAUAAAGUAUGGAACGAAUUCCUGCAUCGGAUUCAGCUUUUUUGCGAAAAACCACCGAAGGGAUUCGAAAAGUACUACAAACCAGGCAGUGCCAAUAAAGGAGCCGCCGGAGAAGAACAAGAAGCUAAAGCUGUCAAGGAGGCCAAGCCGGCAUCUUCAACACCAAAGGAUACAUCAGGCCAGCAGCAGCCACCGAAAAAUGAUUGGAACCUGGGAAUGUUUGGACCUCAGCCAUCCAGGGGCAAAGGAAGCGGAUCGAGCAGCAGUGGCGGAAGCGGUCGUCCUAUCGGAGGUGAGGGUGGAGAAAAGGAGAAAAUGCUGGUCUUUGGAGCACUAGCCGGCGUUGCCCUUAUUUCCGCAAUCGCUUACUUCGAGAUGGGCUACAAAGAGAUUGCCUGGAAGGAAUUUGUCAAUAAUUAUUUAGCUCGUGGAAUCGUGGAUAAACUGGAAGUGGUCAACAAGAAAUGGGUUCGAGUUCGAUUAACGGCAGGAAACAGCUCCGAUUCAGCGGGUACGCUUUGGUUCAACAUUGGCAGCGUGGAUUCUUUUGAACGAAAUCUGGAGAAUGCACAGACCGAUAUGAAUAUAGAACCGGUGAACUUUGUCCCAGUCAUUUACCGUAGCGAAAUCGAAGCUGCCAGUCUUACCGGACUCUUGCCAACGUUGUUGAUCAUUGGUUUCCUAAUCUACAUGAUGCGACGCUCAUCGGAAAUGAUGGGUGGUAGAGGGGGUCGCAAAGGAGGUGGCCUUUUUGGUGGUGUUAUGCAAUCUACUGCCAAAUUGAUCAAUGCAAAUGAAAUCACCGUUGGAUUCAAGGACGUCGCUGGUUGCGAGGAAGCCAAAAUUGAAAUCAUGGAAUUCGUCAACUUCUUGAAGAAUCCUCAACAAUACAUCAACUUGGGUGCUAAGAUUCCCAAGGGCGCCAUGUUGACCGGUCCCCCCGGCACUGGUAAGACCCUACUAGCCAAGGCAACGGCUGGUGAAGCAAAUGUGCCCUUCAUAACCGUAUCGGGUUCGGAAUUCUUGGAAAUGUUCGUCGGUGUUGGUCCAUCUCGUGUGCGUGAUAUGUUUGCAAUGGCUCGAAAGCAUGCUCCUUGUAUUCUGUUCAUCGACGAAAUCGAUGCAGUUGGUCGAAAGCGUGGCGGAAAGAGUUUCGGUGGUCACUCAGAACAAGAAAAUACUUUGAACCAACUGCUUGUCGAAAUGGAUGGGUUCAACACGACUACUAACGUUGUAGUUUUAGCCGCUACCAACCGAGUCGACAUCCUAGAUAAGGCACUUCUGCGUCCAGGUCGUUUCGAUAGACAGAUUUUUGUCCCCGCUCCAGACAUCAAGGGUCGUGCCAGUAUUUUCAAAGUGCAUUUGGGUCCAUUGAAGACUGAUGUGGACAAAGCAGUUCUAGCGAGGAAAAUGGCAGCUCUGACCCCCGGCUUUACGGGUGCCGAUAUUGCUAACGUUUGUAAUGAAGCUGCUCUGAUCGCCGCCCGUGAUCUGAACGAAUCGAUCAUCUUGAAGCACUUUGAACAAGCAAUAGAGCGUGUAAUCGCUGGUAUGGAAAAGAAAACUAAUGUCCUGUCGCCGGAUGAAAAGCGCACUGUUGCUUAUCAUGAAGCUGGUCACGCCGUGUCCGGUUGGUUCUUAGAGCAUUCAGAUCCUCUACUAAAAGUUUCAAUUAUUCCACGAGGAAAGGGUCUUGGUUAUGCGCAGUACUUACCCAAGGAUCAGUAUCUGUUGACCACCGAUCAGCUGUUCGAUCGCAUGUGUAUGACACUUGGUGGCCGCGUAUCGGAGGAAAUUUUCUUCGGAAGAAUUACAACUGGAGCUCAGGAUGACCUGAAGAAAAUCACCGACAGCGCUUACGCCCAGAUAACUCGCUUCGGUAUGAACAAGAAGGUUGGUCAGGUCAGCUUUGAUAGCUCUCAAUCCGGCGAUCCUAUGUUCGCUAAGCCCUAUUCAGAACAAACGGCUCAGUUGAUAGAUGAAGAGGUAAGAGUGUUGAUCGAUACAGCAUACAAACGAACAACGGAUCUGCUCAUCCAACAUAAAUCCAAUGUGGAAAAAGUUGCCGAACGGCUGUUGAAGAACGAAAUCCUAAGCAGGGAUGACAUGAUUGAACUGCUCGGAAAGAGACCUUUCCCGGAGAAAUCCACGUACGAAGAUUUUGUAGAAGGAACGGGGUCAUUCGAGGAAGAUACCACACUACCGCAGGGAUUGGCAAGCUGGAACAAGGAAAAAGUGCCCGUAGAGGAAGCAGAUUCGAGCAGUAAAAAGCCAACGGAAGCGACAAAAACGUAGGGGAAU